GCAGAGACCAGAGAGUAUAAUUUGUAGUCAGAGGAGUAAUAAAACAGUUUCCAUAAGUAUUAGUAUUAUAUUUGAAUAUAAAAAAUGGUGAAAAUAAAGAGAUGUGUUCGUGUUCGUGUUCGUGGAGCGGAGGACAACGUAGUUGGUUUCCGCGUGCUGUACGAGACACAGAGAUAACUUCUAGAUAGAGAGAGAGAGAGAGAGAGAGAGAGAGAGAAACAGAGAUCGAGACAAAAACCCUUUAAAGGAUUUGAACGGAGAAGACGAGGCAUAUAAACAACACAACAACUCUGUAAAACCUUGAGAGAGAGAGAGAGAGAGAGAGAGAGAGAGAGAGAGGUAGAGAUAAAUGUCGUUCCGCAGCAUAGUUCGUGAUGUGAGAGACAGUAUUGGAAGUCUAUCGAGGCGUAGUUUCGACUUUAAGUUAAGCAGCUUGAACAAAGAAGGUGGGAAAUCUCGUGGUUCAGUUCAAGAUUCUCACGAGGAACAACUUGUGGUAACGGUUCAAGAAACCCCUUGGGCGAAUCUGCCUCCAGAGCUAUUGCGGGACGUGAUCAAAAGGCUUGAAGAGAGCGAAAGCGUGUGGCCUGCUCGAAGACAUGUUGUUGCUUGUGCUUCUGUGUGCAGGUCUUGGAGAGAUAUGUGUAAAGACAUCGUUCAAAGCCCUGAGCUCUCAGGCAAAAUCACAUUCCCUGUUUCCCUAAAACAGCCGGGACCUAGAAAUGCGACAAUGCAAUGCUUUAUCAAACGGGAUAAAUCUAACCUGACAUACCAUUUAUACCUUUGUCUCAGUCCUGCUCUCUUAGUUGAGAAUGGAAAGUUCCUUCUAUCAGCAAAACGCAUAAGAAGAACUACUUACACCGAGUACGUGAUCUCUAUGCACGCAGACACCAUUUCGAGAUCAAGCAAUACCUACAUUGGCAAAAUCAGGUCUAAUUUUCUCGGGACGAAGUUCAUAAUUUACGAUACACAACCUGCAUACAAUAGUAACAACACCUCUCGAGUGGUCCAACCGGUAGGCCUUAGCCGCAGAUUUUACUCAAAGAGAGUCUCUCCCAAAGUCCCGACCGGUAGCUACAAGAUCGCGCAGGUAUCUUACGAGCUAAAUGUUCUUGGAACGCGCGGUCCAAGGAGAAUGCAUUGUGCGAUGCACUCAAUUCCCGCUUCUUCCCUCGCUGAAGGAGGAACCGUGCCUGGACAACCCGAGAUCAUUGUCCCUCGCUCUAUUCUUGACGAAUCAUUCCGCAGCUUUACCUCAUCAUCUUCUAGUAAAAUCACUUGCGAUUACUCUAAUGAUUUUAGCAGCGCGCGGUUUUCAGAGAUUCUUGGUCCGUUAGGUGAGGACGAAGAAGCGGGAUUAGAAGAAGGGAAAGAGCGGGUUAUGCCACCGCUUGUGCUUAAGAACAAGCCGCCGAGGUGGCACGAACAGCUUCAAUGCUGGUGUUUGAACUUCAGGGGACGUGUAACUGUCGCAUCAGUUAAAAACUUUCAGCUGAUUGCAGCAAACCAACCUCAGACUCAGACUCAACCUCAACCUCAAGCUCAACCUCAAGCUCAGACUCAGACGCAACAGUCUAGCCAGACGGAUGGUCCUGACAAGAUCAUAUUGCAGUUUGGGAAAGUGGGGAAAGACAUGUUUACGAUGGAUUUCCGGUAUCCGCUGUCUGCGUUUCAAGCUUUUGCUAUCUGUUUAAGCAGUUUCGAUACGAAACUCGCCUGUGAAUGAAUGAUACAAAAAACUCAGCUUUGUUGUAUGUAAUGUUUGUUCACAACUGCGCGCUUUCAGAGAUUCUUUGUCUUGUGGGUGUUUUAUUUUUUUCACCUAGAAUCUCAGAAAUUAGAUUUGUUACAAAGCUUUCAUUUUAUUCUGAUCCUCCUGCUUAUUAUGUUGUU
Camelina sativa (false flax) is the source of this 1893-nucleotide messenger RNA. Its product is annotated as tubby-like F-box protein 1. Lineage: Eukaryota; Viridiplantae; Streptophyta; Magnoliopsida; Brassicales; Brassicaceae. Gene Ontology annotation, molecular function: protein binding. The record is from RefSeq and is a predicted model, not a curated record.